Messenger RNA from Procambarus clarkii (red swamp crayfish), 2499 nucleotides. The record is from RefSeq and is a predicted model, not a curated record. NCBI's taxonomy places the organism in Eukaryota, Metazoa, Arthropoda, Malacostraca, Decapoda, Cambaridae.
AUCAGGCAGCGUUGCUCCCGACAACACACCCAGUCACACUCAUCAGAAAGUUGGUGACUGCCCCCUGACACCCUACGCAGUUAUCAGGGCGCCGGAAUUUGGCUAUUUACACCAUACGCAGUCAUUAGAGUGCUGACAUCAUUAAGACAGUCGAUUAAGGCAGUGUCUGGGAUGCUCCCGGACGCAGGUUCGAAUCCUCGUCACCGCCCUUGUUGAUUUGUUCAUUAGAGUGCUGGUGUCCGACUCCUGACUACAAAGGAAGUUCUCUCAACCAGAUACUGACAUAUCUACUCCAAAGGUGACGGUGUGUUGCCGCAGGCGACGGUAACUCCCAACAGCAACAGCUUCACGUCAUCAUGUGGUUGGAGGUGGUGCUGUUUGUGGUGCUGGUGGUGCUGCUGCGGUACUGGUUCCUCAGGCCCAAGGGCAUGCCCCCAGGUCCGCUGGUGAUCCCAUACCUGGGGAGCACCCCCAUUUUCUCCGUCAACCAAGUGAGGCCCCUCAGAAAAAAGUACGGUGAUAUAUUCAGGACUGAGCUGGGAUCGCAUAAGAUAAUGUUCCUGUGUAACUACCGGCUCAUCAUGGAGGCUUUCAGCAAGCAGGAGAUGGCUGACAGGCCCUUCAUGCCCAUGUGCAACAGGAUGACAGAUGGAGUGGUCGCAGGAGUGAUCAUGACCAAUGGGGAGAGGUGGCAGAACGCUCGUAACUUCCUGUUGCGUAACCUGAAGGACCUGGGCAUGGGCAAGACCUACCUGGAGGACGCCAUCCUACAGGAGGCCAACAUGUUGGUGGAGGACCUGAAGACAUAUACCGGAGCGCCAACACCCUUCCCCAAGUCCAUCAACAUUGCGGUCCUCAACGUCGUGUGGCAGAUGGUGGCAAGCAAAAGGUACGACCUGGCUGAUGAGGAAGUCAUGUCUUUGAUGAAGCUGAUGAAAGACUUCGAAAACAUGCCGGCGCUCGUCAUGCUGUGUGAGAACAUCCCCUGGCUCAAGAUGUUCAUUCCAAAGUUCCUAAGGGGAAGCCUUCUUCACGAAGAUAUGCUUAACAAUUUGAAUAAUGAGUCAAUACGAUUAACGAGGGAGAUGGUGGCCGAGCAUCGGGCCGAGCUCGACCCAGAUAAUCCUCGGGACGUCGUGGACCAGUACCUUGUGGCCAUGGACUCCAAAGAUGACAUUGCCAAGUUCUUCAGCGAAAAGGAUCUUAUGAGAAACAUGAUGGACCUCUUUUUUGCUGCCUUCGACUCUACGUCGAGCAUGUUACGUUGGAUCAUCCUGUACAUGGCCAAGUACCCCGAAGUCCAGCGACGCGUGCAGCAGCAGAUAGACGACGUCGUCUCGCGAGACACCUUGCCGUCCACCCAACACAAGUCCAGGCUGCCUGUGGUUGAGGCGAUGAUUCACGAGGUACUCCGUCAGAGCUCAAUCAUACCUCUGGGGUUCACUCACGCUACGAACUCCGACCUCCAUCUGGAGGGCUACUUCAUCCCGAAGGGAAGUUGGGUGUUCGGGUGUACUGUGUGUUGUAACGAGGACCCACAGUACUGGAUGGAACCCGACCAGUUUAACAUCGACCGGUUCUUAGACGCCGAGGGAAACUUCUCAGCGCAAAAGGAGGGCUUCUUGCCCUUUGGGCUGGGUCGGAGGAGCUGCUUGGGGGAGGCGCUGGCCAGGAUGGAGUUGUAUGUUUUCACUGCCGCCAUCCUCCAGAACUUCUCCUUCUCCGCCCCCGAGGGCUGCGAGAUCGACCUUGAGCACGACAACAAGAAUCCCUGUUUUCUGCGCUCAAAAGAGCAAAACAUUCUCAUUAGUUUAAGGAUAUAGCGACCCUAAUGUAAACAAUUGUGAGAAUUCUUGCAGCUUAAUAGUAUCCACGAGUUGUAUAUAUAUAUAUAUACUUAUCCUCUGUUCUACAGGUGACGACUGUAGGUACCUAGCUUCUUGUGCACAGGUGACAAUUGUAAUUGCCAAGCAUCUGUUCUACAGGUGACAAUUAGAGUCACUGGUCUACGGGAGAAUACAGUAAUACAGGUCAAUGUUAUCGAGAGAGACAAGGCUCAACCGUCAUUGACUCGGCAUAAAAUUUCACUCCCUUUAUCUCGGGGUCUGCGGUAGGCCUAAUCCAACAGCAGAAAGAAAAAGAUAAUUAAAAAAAUUAACAAAUUUCUUUUGUAAUAGAAUGUGAACGAUAUUUGUUACGUAUUACUGACACAAAUAUGUGUGUCUUUAUUUGCUAUAUGUAUCUGCAGGAUCGAGUUAUUAGCUCUUGGACCCCGCCUUUCUAACCAAUUUAUUUUUCCUCUAUUAUGUCUACUACAUAUAUUUCUUUCUAACAUACGCACGUACACACACAUCCCCAGAAAGCAGCCCGUAGUAGGUAGCCAACUCCCAGGUACCUAUUUACUGCUAGGUGAACAGGGCUAUCAAGGUGAAAGAAAUUCUAUACAUUUGUUUUGUAUAAGAUAUUUUACCCUCUUAAUAAAUUAAACAAUGCACCGAG